AUGGACUCGGAAGGUGAUGGAACUGGGAUUGACCGCAAGACAUUCAAAGACGGAGCAGCUGUGCUUGUGCGCGACGAAGAUGGAGAUUUACUUGACGCAACCAUUGUUCGCCAGCACCGGAAUGGUGACUACGUGGUUGAGUACAACGAGACGGGAAAAAUGGAGAAGAACGUACCGAAAGACCGUAUCCAGUCCGCCGAUGAUGGGAACGCGAGGAGUCGUAAUUUAGACAAGGACGACGAGCUUCAAGUCGACACAGCAGUGCAGUUCAAGAACGAGAAGGGGGAAUGGAGCGACGGUCAAAUUCGCAGGCUCCGCAGCAAUGGUAGAUACGACAUUGCGCUCGAAGGAGAUGAAGUGGUCAGGAAUGUCGAGAGGAGAGAUAUCCGAGUCACCAAGACACCGAGUAGGAAGAAAAGUGUGGAUGCUGAAGUAGACAGCGAGGAUGAAGAUGAGGAGCGUGCUAUGAGGAAAAGGAGGUCUAGAACCAGAGGCGGUAGAAGUAAGCGCGAGUUGGUCACGAGUGAAGAUGAAAGUGACGAUAGCGUCGGUCCUCUACGGCAAGGCCGACGGAGCGGUGGAGCAGGAUUCCCCCAGUUGCGAGUGAAUCAAUUGGUCGAGUUCGAAGAUAAAAGCGGGCGUAUUCGUCGUGGACGGAUCAAAAUGCUCAACCGGGAGCAACAAAUGUGCGACGUGGAGCAUGAAAGUGACGCUGGAAGAGUCUCGAGGCGUAUCCCUCUCGACGUCGUUCGGCCCGCCAGCUCAUUUGGUCGCUUUUUUGGCGGGACGAACCGAAAUUUUGUGCCAUUUCAGCUGAACACGCAUGUGUAUUAUCGCACAAAAGACGGCAUGGAGCGGAAAGGAAUUGUACUCAAAGUAUCCAAGACCAGUGGCAGGACACUCUACGAAGUGGAGGAUUUACUGGAUGGAACAAUGAUUAAACAGCUAUCAGUUGGGAAGCUACGAGCUGUUCCGUGGCUUGAUUACACCCUUCCGAGCUGGAACGGUAUGCCGAAUUUACCAACUUUUUCACUGUUUUCCGCGCCUAUACUUCGAAGAGGAAUGAAUGUCCGCUUUCGUCGGACUGAAGAGAAAACAGGACGUAGUGGGUGGAAAGGUGGAGUCAUCGUGAAGGCCAAGGCGAACGCUUGCUGUAUCGUGGAAUACUACGGACCAAACGGUGACUGUAAGCGGGAAGAAGUCAAGAACUCCGACAUCCAAGCUCGGUUCUUUCGGAUGCCGUUCAGCGGAAUGAUGGACGGUGUUCUGGAUGGUUUAUCGCUUCCAACUAUUCAACUACCUGCCGGUAUGUUUAAGGUUGGAAGUGCCGUGGAAGUGUCCAAUGGAGCCAGAGUUUUCCUCGGAACAGUAGUGAGUUCUAACGAGAUGGACAAGACGUACACAAUCCGAUACGAAGACGGUCGAAAGGAGAAAAACGUGCCAAGUGAUCGUGUUCGGUUAUCACUACGUCGCUUGCGAAUUGGUACCGAGGUGGAAAUGAUCGUUGAAGGUCCGUGCAAAGAAGUAUCCAAGUUAGACGGCGAGGUGGCAUGGAUCCAUCGAGACGAGAAAGUUGCGGUUCGCAUCAACGGCGGCAACAAUGAUGUUUUCGCUGAAGUUUGCACUCACGCUCUGAUGGUCGAUGGUAAACCAGCGUUUACGGCUCCGUUAAGUAGCACGUGGCUGGAACUUUUGGGGUACUACUUGAAUUUAGCAGCCGAACUAUUCGUCUACACUUGGUUUUUCUUUGGCUUCAUGGUCGAGAUGGAUGAAAUGCUGACAUUGCACGAAGACACGGCGCCAGAUUUACUGCAAAACCAAGAGCACAUGACCGCAAUGUACACAAGUCAGCAGGUGGAUUGGACUCUCUGUCAUCAUCCAGCACUGCAGAAUGCAUCGUCGUCAGAUUAUUUGUUGAUUUCUUCCGAUGUGAUGGCUACCGAUCGCGCGUGGCUCAUGGCUUUGUUAGUAUCGAAGGCUGUCUUAACUGCGGGUUGUGCUCUCUUGGUGCUGCGGUGCUUACGAUCCAAGUUGUCAGCACUACAAGAUGACUUCAUUGACUUGAAAGAAUACCAACAAGAACGUGUGAUGCGACGACAUCUAGCAGUUGCAAUGGGUUGGGCUCUCAUCGUGACGUUCAUGACACUAGUCAACUACGCUUCAUUGUUGAAUCGGUUCGACUACUACUGUCUGCUAAACGACAAAACGUUGAGCUUCGACGAGCUCGCAUUGAGUAUUAACCCUUUCGCGAUUCAUUCUAGCUACUCGAACUCCGUUCAACUUCUGAUCUCUCUUGCGGCCAAGACCACCUUCAAUCUCUUUCGAGGCGUGACUUUCCACCUGCUGCUCUUCGCGUUCCCAACCAGUGGCACGAACUUCAUUCGACGCCUGGUGUUCUUACUACCAUCUAUCGCAGUGACAGCGCUACUCUGUGCUGUAGGUGGAGCAGCACUGCACACGUUUUACUACGUUCAGAAGACCGAGAUACUGAGUGACAGGACACUGGAGAUGUCCACCAACACCGAUCUAUCGGUGCUUCUACUGGUCUUGUCGCUCUGGUUCAUCUACUGCGUAUACAACGUGGGGGCUGCAGCUGGUCGAUUCUCUGAGACUCGAUUGGAGCGACAACGAACGUCACGAGAUGAAGUAUCGGAGGACGUACUGGAUCUCGCGGAACGUGGAGAAUUCGGUCUACAAGCACAACGUGAAGCGUUGGUGACCAAGGUGGAACAACGUCAGGACCAACUUGGCAUCUGUAAGCUGAGUAUCCUGCGCAUCUACCGCCACAUCAUCGUCCACUUUGCAGCCGCUGCAGUUGCAAUCUACAUUGACGUAGCUCUACGUCGUGUGGUCAAGGAGUCCAAUGGGAGUUCAGUGGCGUUGAACGCUUUGGCUUUCCACCUCGCAGUGUCGAUCACGUGGUUGGUCGGAUCAGCGAUGGCAGUCAUGUUUGCCAUCUCACUACGACAGCAGUCACCGGAAUUGCUGGCGUAUAUCUUGGAUGUGUAA
Phytophthora nicotianae INRA-310 is the source of this 3009-nucleotide messenger RNA. RefSeq lists its product as hypothetical. The transcript has 2 exons. The coding region runs from base 1 to 3009 and encodes 1002 amino acids. Lineage: Eukaryota; Oomycota; Peronosporomycetes; Peronosporales; Peronosporaceae. The record is from RefSeq and is a predicted model, not a curated record.